CCCGGGUCCGUGUCCCUGUCCCUGAUGCGGGUCCUUGUCCCGGGAUGUGGAUCCCCCCGAGGAUGUCGGGAUCCUCCCGGGAAUGCCACUCUCCCCCGGGAUGACGGGGGGUGAUGGUGUCCCCGGUGUCCCCGCGGGGUGACGCUCCUUGGCGCGGGGUGUCGGUGUCCCCCCACUCCCGGGGAUGCCCGAUCCGGCCCGGGAUGUCGAUCCCUGUCCCGGGAUGGGAACCCCCCGGGAUUGCCGGUCCCGUGCGGGAUGUGGGACCCCCGGGGAUGUCGGGAUCCCUGUCCGGGGGUGGCCGGUCCUUGUCCCGACACGUCGGUGUCCCCCGGCCCGGGCUGGCCGGUCCUGUCCCGGGAUGUCGCUUUCCCCCGGGAUACCGCUCCGUAUCCCGGGAUCCGAGUCCCGCCCCGGGAUCUGGGUCCCCCCGGGAUGUCGCGGGCCCUGUCCCGGGGAUGCCGCCGCCCGUCCCGGUCUGUCGGGGUCCCCCCCGGUGUCGCGGUCCCCCCGGGGGCGGAGCGGCGCCGCUGCCACUCGGGGCCCGCCCGCCGCCGGUGUCCGGUUACCGGCUGGCGGCUGCCGGGGCCGCAGGAGCUGCCGUCCCGCGGAGCCGCCGCCCCCGCGCCCCCCACGCAGGUGCCACCGGCAGGUCGCCAGGAUGGCGGAGGCUCACCAGGCCGUGGCCUUCCAGUUCACGGUCACCCCCGAGGGCUUGGACUUCCACCUGAGCCGCGAGGCCGUGCGCCAGCUCUACCUGGCCGCCGUCCACUCGUGGAAAAAACGCUUGGUCCGCGCCAAGAACAGCUUCCUGAGCGGCGUGUACCCCGCGUCGCCCUCCAGCUGGAUGGUGGUGGUGAUGGCCACCGCCGGCUCCUGCUACUGCCAGGUGGAUCCAUCCCUGGGGCUCAUCGCCCGCAUCCAGCACUGCCUGCCCCGCAGCGAGGCGCUGACCCCCCAGGCCCAGACCGUGGUCAGCACGGUGCUGUUCUCCACGGGGGCGUGGCUGGCGGCCGUGCUGCUCUUCCGGAGGGUGCUCCGGCUGCUGCUGUCCUACCACGGGUGGAUGUUCGAGCCCCACGGACACAUGAGCCGUAGCACCCGCCUCUGGGUGGCGGUGAUGAAGAUCAUGUCCAUCCGCAAGCCCCUCCUCUACAGCUUCCAGAGCUCCCUCCCCAAGCUGCCCGUGCCCCCCGUGAAAGCCACCGUUGCCCGGUACCUGGAGUCGGUGCGGCCGCUCCUGGACGACGAGAAAUACCGGGAGAUGGAGGUGCUGGCCAAGGAGUUCCAGGAGAAGACGGCGCCGCGGCUCCAGCGGUACCUGCGCCUCAAAUCCUGGUGGACAACCAACUACGUCAGUGACUGGUGGGAGGAGUACGUUUACCUGCGCGGCCGCAGCCCCCUCAUGGUCAACAGCAACUACUACGCCAUGGAUUUCCUGUACGUGAUCCCCAGCCCCAUCCAGGCUGCGCGGGCGGCCAACGUGGUGCACUCGAUCCUGCUCUACCGGCGGCGGCUGGACCGGGGCGAGAUCCCCCCGAUGAUGGCGCUGGGCGUUGUCCCCAUGUGCUCAUACCAGUCGGAGCGGAUGUUCAACACCACCCGCAUCCCGGGAAAAGAGACGGACACGCUGCUGCACCUGGCGAACAGCAAGCACCUGGCCGUGUACCACAAGGGCCGCUACUACAAGGUGUGGUUCUACCACGGCGGGCAGCUGCUGACCCCCGCCGACCUGGAGAUGCAAUUCCAGAGGAUCCUGGAUGACCCCUCGCCCCCCCAGGCCGGGGAGGAGCGGCUGGCGGCGCUCACGGCCGGGGACAGGGUGCCGUGGGCCGAGGCGCGGGCGCGGUUCUUCAGCCGGGGCCCCAACAAGGUGGCCCUGGACGCCAUCGAGCGCGCGGCCUUCUUCCUGACGCUGGACGAGGACGAGCACGGCCACGAGCCCGCGCGGCCCGGCUGCAUGGACGCCUACGCCAAGUCCCUGCUGCACGGCCGCUGCUACGACCGCUGGUUCGACAAGUCCUUCACGCUGGUGGUCUACAAGAACGGCAAGGUCGGUGCCAACGCCGAGCACUCCUGGGCCGACGCCCCCAUCGUGGGGCACCUCUGGGAGUUCACGCUGGCGACGGACAAGUUCCAGCUGGGCUACACCGAGGGGGGGCACUGCAAGGGGGACCCCAACCGGCAGCUGGGCCCCCCCCAGCGCCUGCGGUGGGACAUCCCCCCCGAGGCCGUGGCGGCCAUCGAGGCGUCGCUGCGGGUGGCGCGGGCGCUGGCUGAGGACGUGGAUUUCUGCUGCUUCCCGUUCUCCACCUUCGGCAAGGGGCUCAUCAAGCGCUGCCGCACCAGCCCCGACGCCUUCAUCCAGAUCGCCCUGCAGCUCGCCCACUUCCGCGACAAGGGCUCUUUCUGCCUGACCUACGAGGCAUCCAUGACGCGGCUGUUCCGCGAGGGCCGCACCGAGACCGUCCGCUCGUGCACGUCCGAGGCCACGGCCUUCGUGCGCAGCAUGGCCGACCCCCGGCAGAGCCGCUCGGAGCGGCAGCGGCUGUUCAAGGUGCAGGUUUGGGGUGCAGGUUUGGGGUGCAGUUCGGGGUGCAGGUGCAGUUUGGGGUGCAGUUCAGGGUACAGGUUCAGGGUACAGGUUUAGGGUGCAGUUCGGGGU
Corvus hawaiiensis (hawaiian crow) is the source of this 2665-nucleotide messenger RNA. It is a transcript of the gene CPT1B, whose product is annotated as carnitine palmitoyltransferase 1B. NCBI's taxonomy places the organism in Eukaryota, Metazoa, Chordata, Aves, Passeriformes, Corvidae. The transcript is spliced from 17 exons. Bases 185 to 2650 code for a protein of 821 amino acids. The record is from RefSeq and is a predicted model, not a curated record. Gene Ontology annotation, cellular component: mitochondrion. Gene Ontology annotation, biological process: fatty acid metabolic process; carnitine metabolic process. Gene Ontology annotation, molecular function: carnitine O-palmitoyltransferase activity.